Messenger RNA from Camelus dromedarius (Arabian camel), 2396 nucleotides. It is a transcript of the gene TMUB2, whose product is annotated as transmembrane and ubiquitin like domain containing 2. The transcript has 3 exons. Gene Ontology annotation, molecular function: protein binding. Bases 537 to 1505 code for a protein of 322 amino acids. The record is from RefSeq and is a predicted model, not a curated record. Lineage: Eukaryota; Metazoa; Chordata; Mammalia; Artiodactyla; Camelidae.
UCCCAUGUUCCCCCGCGUACUGAAGCCCCGCCCCCAGCCUCCCAGCCCCGCCCCGAAGGUUGAGGGGUGUGGAUGGUUUGUGACCCCCCUCACCCGACUCUACCCUUCACGGGAUAGGAUAACUGGGUUUGGGCACGGCUGCCGGAGCUAGGCACCCUUUCGGCUCGGGUGGACCCAUGGACCUCUCUUCAGCGCCGCGGAGAUAGGACCGCCCAAACACGGAGCCUUCGCCUCAGAAAAGGCAGGAUCGGGGACCCCCUCCUCACCGCGCCGUCCGGGUCACUUACAGGUUGAGGAGAGAGCAAAGGCCUCUGAGGAGGGAGACCUGGGGUCCUGUCCAGCCCCUCCCCACGAAAGUUCCCUGUGCCUGCGCCAGUCGUUUUUGCCUCUGUUCGCCGUAGUUUCCUGUAAAUCAGGGUUAAUGACAUUAACCAUCUUACCAUCAGGAGUUAGUUGUGGGAGUGACAAAUAAUCGCUACUAUUUACUUACUGAACACUUGCAACGUGCCAGGCACUGUGCUAAGUAUUUUGCUUCAAUGAUUUCCCAUCAUCUUCAAAACAACCUUAUGAGUGUGGACCCAUUCAGCAGCCAGGCCAUGGAGAUCUCUGAUGUCACCCUUAUUGAGGGUGUGGGUAAUGAGGUGACUGUGGUGGCAGGUGUGGUGGUGCUGAUUCUAGCCUUGAUCCUAGCUUGGCUCUCUACCUACGUAGCAGACAGCAGUAGCAACCAGCUCCUGGGCACUAUUGUGUCAGCUGGCGACACAUCCGUCCUCCACCUGGGGCACGUGGACCAUCUGGUGGCGGGCCAAGGCACCCCAGAGCCCACCGAACUUCCCCAUCCAUCAGAGGGUAAUGAUGAGAAGGCUGAAGAGGCUGGCGAAGGUGGGGGAGACUCCACAGGGGAGCCUGGAGCUGGGGGUGGUGUUGAGCCCAGCCUUGAGCAUCUGCUUGACAUCCAAAGCCUGCCCAAAAGACAAGUGGGCCCAGAGAGCAGCAGUCCAGAGGCGCCCCUGAGAUCCGAGGACAGCAACUGUCUCCCUCCCAGCCCCAGCCUCAUCAAUGUGCGGCUCAAAUUCCUCAAUGACACCGAGGAGCUGGCUGUGGCCAGGCCCGAGGAUACUGUGGGUGCUCUGAAGAGUAAAUACUUCCCUGGACAAGAGAGCCAGAUGAAACUGAUCUACCAGGGCCGCCUGCUGCAAGACCCAGCCUGCACACUGCGUUCCCUGAACAUUACUGACAACUGUGUGAUUCACUGCCACCGCUCACCCCCAGGGUCAGCUGUUCCAGGCCCCUCAGCUUCCCUGGCCCCCUCCUCGGUCACUGAGCCACCCAGCCUCGGUGUCAGUGUGGGCAGCCUCAUGGUGCCUGUGUUUGUGGUGCUGUUAGGUGUGGUGUGGUACUUCCGUAUCAAUUACCGCCAGUUUUUCACAGCACCUGCCACUGUCUCCCUGGUGGGGGUCACUGUUUUUUUCAGCUUCCUAGUAUUUGGGAUGUAUGGACGAUAAGGACCAGAGGGAGAAAAUGAAAGGCAUGGUCUUCCUCCUUUAUGGCCUCUCCCCUUUCCUGGCCAGAGCUGGGCCCAAGGGCCUGGGAGGGGAGGGUGGAAAGGAUGUGGUGGGUUCUCCUCCAUAGGACACAGGGGCAGGCAUGGGGUCUCCCCUUCAUGUCCACGAGGGUACAGACAUCCCCUCUGUGCAAGCACAACUCAGGUAGAAAUGAGAAUGUCAUUUUCCUUCACUUUUAAGGUCCUGAAGUUCAGAGCCGAGCUGGUGGCCCAGCUCAGUGGGCUGCCUGGAUUCUGAGGAUUCCCUCCCAGCUGUGGCCCUAGCUCUUCCCAUCAUCCUGCAUGUCUGCUCCUCAGCACCCAGGGCUGUCUGCCAGGGCAGCUCAGCAUGGCCCCAGCACACUUCUGUAGGGAGCCUGGUGUAACUCUUGAUUCCUUAGUGGAACAUCCAUCUUUGGAGACUAAAACCACACAAGCAGGAGUGAAGUUUGUCAGCCUUCCCUCUAGGCACUUUACUUUCUCCCUCCACCCCGUAGCAGUAAUAGGGUGUUCUGUGUGUUCCAGACAGUUACCAGUGUUCUCCCUUUUUUUCAAAGCACUUUGCUUAUAUUCUUUUUUUUUUUUUUUAAGUAGUUCUUUAUAGAGCUCAGUCAGAAAGGGGACUGGGGCACAAAGCCAAGCCCCCAGCAUUGGGAGAGGCCAGGCCACAGCUGCUGCUACCCUAGGCCUAAGGCUGUAAGCAAGAGGCAGCUCUGGCUCUCAGCCAGUGUCAUACCCUGCCCAGCUCCAAGGACGAGCUCUGGGUAUGGAGCACUGGGCCCCAGGCCCUUGCCUAUGGGGCUCUUGGAUGGAGGGUCAGUGUCUGUGACUGAAUAAAGUUCCAUUUUGUGGC